Rhipicephalus sanguineus (brown dog tick) is the source of this 957-nucleotide messenger RNA. Its product is annotated as ubiquitin-conjugating enzyme E2 Z. Gene Ontology annotation, biological process: negative regulation of apoptotic process. Bases 1 to 957 code for a protein of 318 amino acids. Gene Ontology annotation, molecular function: cysteine-type endopeptidase inhibitor activity; ubiquitin conjugating enzyme activity. Lineage: Eukaryota; Metazoa; Arthropoda; Arachnida; Ixodida; Ixodidae. The transcript is spliced from 3 exons. Gene Ontology annotation, cellular component: nucleus. The record is from RefSeq and is a predicted model, not a curated record.
AUGAAGCACACUUCGCCACAGCCAAUCCCGAUACGUGGCCUAUCUCACGUAGUGGGUUCGUCCAAAACAGCACGCGCCAGCCGACCGGCCAGGGUUCAGGGUGGCCUGGGCGCUCCGCCGUCGGACGGGCCCAGCGGGGACAUACGGGUGCUUCUCAAAAUUUGCCGGUCUCCUUCGCCGAUACCCGGAAGUCCUUCGCAGACCGAGAUGGACAGCAACUGGUGGGACCCGAUGAACUUCCUGCAGGAUCAACCGACCCCGCAGUGCUUGCUCAGGGUCAAGAAGGACAUCGCCGAAUUCAACGCGCAGCCACCGGCGAGGUUGUUCAUCUCGCCCGAAGAGAGCGACGUCACCCAAGUCCACGUGCUCAUGCUCGGAGCGCCCGGUUCCCCGUACGAAGGCGGAUUCUUCCAGUUCUUCGUCAAAUUCCCGCCAAACUACCCGCUGAGCCCGCCCCGCGUGCGCUUCCUCAACACGGACGCAGGUAGAGUUCGCUUUCACAUACACCUCUACAACUGCGGCAAGGUGUGCGUGACCACCCUGGGUACGGCGGGAACAGCGUCCGACUGGAGCCCAGCUCAGUCGCUGUCCAGCACGCUCGUCUCCAUCCAGUCGUUGCUGAGCGACAAGCCGUACUUCGACGCGCUGAGGCAGGAAAAGAAUCCGGGCGACAGCGACAGGUACAACACCUUCGUCCAGUACGAGACGAUCCGGGUGGCCGUGUGCGACCAGGUGGACGCGGCUCUCAGGGAGGACGCCAAGUGCCCGCCAGCCUUCAGGAAGAUUAUACUCGAGUCGUUCCUCGAAUGGUACAGCAAGUACGAAGACGCCGUCAAGUACGAGACACUGCUGACAAGACUGCAGACUCUCAAGGAGAAGGUGCAGAAAAAGAAGGAGGAAGAAGAAGCUGCUGCUGCCGAGGCGGCUGCUGUUGCUGCUGAGAACGAAGUCGAGUAG